GCAGUUGGCGCUAGCUAAGAGUAUGUGCGUUACUUAGUUCAUAAGUGCGAUCUCAAUUAUGGAAGAGGCCAGAGCUGUCCUGAAGAAGAAAGAUGCCAUUCUUGAACACCCGUCUAUGCUUGCAGAAGCAAUUGAUUGCAUCCGAUAUAAUAACCCACAAACUGGGCAUAACGAGGCAGAGGAGCUUUUAGUGGAGAGCUAUCAGGGUGCAAUCGAGUUUCUGUUUGAACUGGGGACUUGGCUCACCUACAUUGAUGAAGAUGCUCAGUCUACUCGUAACAUAAUUGAAUCAGUUGUCAAGGAAGCUAUUCUUCAAAACUAUGAUCGUUCCAAAGCCAUAACAUGUUUAACAGACGAAGCUUCAGCCGACACCAUGGAGUGGCUUAGUCAAAUGGUCGAAUCUCCAACUUGGCGUCAAACCAUUUAUAACCUAGCUCAGCAUCCACGGAACGAAGAUUGUCCUUUUUUAUCACUAUCUAUGCCGUGUAUAGCUGUAAAAGAAAGUCUCAUUGGAGAACUCGUAUCUGUUCCUCUUGCAUGGAACACUCUAGGCAUUUUCUUGAAGUGCGUUAUCUAUGUUUUACAGCCAUUACUAGCUGCCGGUGAUACAGUUAAAGAUCAGACGUUUAUGUACUCCAUUGCAUUUUUACAGCCAAAACGGAAUAAUGCUUCAUGUACCAAUUAUUCUAGUGUUUCACAUUCAGAAAUGAGCAUGGUGAAUUCGGAAUCGCUUCCAUCUAUUGAUGACGUUAAAGGUUUUGUUUCCGCUGUCGAUAACGAACAUCAACCAUACUCAUCGGAAGGAGAGUCUCACUUUUCUUUUGAUACUGCACAAGAUAUGUUAACCCACUUUUUGGAAAUGGGUUGUCAUAGUGAACAUGGAUAUUUACUCUUGCAAUCUAUCUUGCAGUGUUUGGCUCGAAAAAUGAAGAGCCAUUGUGCUCAUCAUCUUAUUUGGCUUUUGGAAGCUGAAGCAAGUCGAAGGGGCCGUGACGUGAGUCGGUACACAACGUAUCUCUGUGGUGCCCGAGAUUAUCCUGAUAGCAUGGAUGCGAUGCGUAUCAUCCUUAAAGAACAGGAUUUAAUUCCGGAUGCAGUUUUGCUGCUUGAGGAAGCAUAUAAAGGAGAUGCCUCCCCACCAGUAGCUUUGUUACGACAACCCAUUUUCAUUGCACUUCUAGCAGAUGCAUUAUUUGCAAGUUCUGAUAGAUUGUUAACUGAACAAUUAGAGCAAUAUGCAUACCUUUACAGCUAUGCUGCAGUGGUCGUUGAAGAGAUUGAACCUACUACUGAAAGACGUAUCUCAUGUAUACGUACUGAAGUUGAUGAAGCAAAACGUGAAGUUUUAGAAGCAAGUCGAAUUUGUAGACAAUGGAACAAUAUGUCUGGCAGUGGAAUUAGUUUACGUGCUUUCCGAGACCUUCCAUCGCUUUUGAGAUGUUUAUCAUGUCGACCUGUUUCACUUGGUGUAUUUCGUUUCGUUCGGGUCGUUUUUCACACGAAACGCGUUGAUUUCGAAUUAAAUAUGGACACCAUGAAACCUUACUGUAUAGUAGUGAAUGAAUUGGCUGAGGUCAAUGAAUAUUUACGUCCAGCUCUCUUAGCAUUUAUCACAGAAUUACUGGCUUCUUCAGUUGAAGGAAUGGAAGACUUGAGUCAGUUAGAAUACAAACGAAUGUUGGUCGGAUUACUUGUUCAUUUACUAUCAUGUGGCCAUGUACUUCCUGUAAUAAACACAAUGCAUAGACUGUUUUUACGCAAUCGUGUUGAUGUUUCUAUUGUUCGCCAUUUUGUUACAGAAGUACGUGACAUGUUUUUUGAUUUUAUAUUAUGAAUAUUGAUAGGUUAUUACUGCGUUCACCAUAUACUUAUCUAUUUGAGAUGAACACUUAAAUUCAUGUUGGAUAACCAGGAAACAAACAGUUUGCAAAUCAAGAAAAGUUUUGUUAUCAGUAUAGGGUUGUGGAGAUCUCAAUCAAAGCUUUUGUUUUCAAUUUUCAUAAUCGUCUGUUAUUAGCCUUAGUAUUAAACUUAAAAAGGUAGCCUCUAAGCUCGUAAUAUGUUAACCGAUUUUUAUCUUAGUGUUACCACUGACAAUUUUCCUCAAUUGAGCUCGCUAACAAGUAGGACAAAAUCCUAUAAAACUAGGUGUUAACUUGAGUAAAACAUUAAUUCAACAGAUAGUAAUUAUGUACACCUAUCAGAAAUCGUGCCUGAUUUUUAUCACCAUAAUCGUUUAAUAAUUACCCUUUUAAACCCAUAUUGUGUGGUUUCGUAACUGAAGGAAUUACCAAAAUUAGAAUUGGCGUAAAAUUGUGAAUUGUUAAGAAUAUUUCAGUUAAUAACGAUGAAUAUAGACGCUUGUGAGACUAUUAGCAAUCGCUCAGCUGUUAAGUCUAUAAUGAUGUCGAAUGAAACAGUACAUGUUAGUGAAUGACAAUUUAUUGAGUUAGAAAAUUUACUAGAAUAAAAAUAACUAGCAUUCAUAUACAUAUAAAAUGUUACCAUACACAUGAGUCAACCAUAAACCUUGCUGGUUAUCACUUAGGUGAUAUACCUCCUUGGCUUGCUUCUACGAGGUCUGUUUCGGGUUAUAUUAUUGACAAUGGGACUGUGGCUUUGUAGUUGAAGCACACGGUUUUCAAUGAUUAGACCUCAGGUUCAUACCCCUCUCUGUUUAGCUCGCCAUUGGCGAAUUGAUAAUAUCACUACCUCUCACGCAAAAAUAUGUCUGGAAAUCAACUGAGUAAACCUGAACUUUGUGAGUUUUCCAACUAAAUGGCAGACUUUCGCUGUUUCGUGUCCAUUUGAUUCCUAUGAAAUCGUGUCAGUUAGGUAAAACCAUUUAUAUAUCUGUUUAGACAGAUCAACUAAGCCAUUCAAGAUAUCUCGCUGUCAGUUUAUUUGGUGAAUGAUAAUAUCAUGAGUCAAUUGAAGAUAGACCACCAUGGAAAACCUGGA
Molecule: messenger RNA, 2961 nt
Organism: Schistosoma mattheei
Lineage: Eukaryota; Metazoa; Platyhelminthes; Trematoda; Strigeidida; Schistosomatidae
Source: the annotation of a GenBank genome assembly